This is a messenger RNA of Esox lucius (northern pike), 9054 nucleotides long. RefSeq names its product rapamycin-insensitive companion of mTOR. Gene Ontology annotation, molecular function: protein serine/threonine kinase activator activity. NCBI's taxonomy places the organism in Eukaryota, Metazoa, Chordata, Actinopteri, Esociformes, Esocidae. The record is from RefSeq and is a predicted model, not a curated record. The transcript has 38 exons. Gene Ontology annotation, biological process: TORC2 signaling; positive regulation of phosphatidylinositol 3-kinase/protein kinase B signal transduction. Gene Ontology annotation, cellular component: TORC2 complex. The coding region runs from base 211 to 5478 and encodes 1755 amino acids.
AACUGGUAACAACGGACCACUGGCGCCUCACGCUGUACUGUGCAAGUAGUGAAGUCCUUGGGAAAGUUUUAAAAUUCCAUGACACCGAAGAUGACGUGGCACGCAAUCAUUGGAUGAUGCGUGCGACGUCUGAGCAGGAGAACGGGACCCCAGUCUACCCAUAGUAGGUGGAUUCCGCCGGUCCGGUCGGUGUUGAAUGAUUCUGGAAAGAUGGCGGCAAGCAUCCGAGGCCGUCCGAGCCGAAGCAUUCGGAUGCGAGGUCGGAAUGACAGUGGGGAGGAAAAUGUACCACUCGAUCUUUCCCGAGAUCCUUCAGACAACCUUCGGGAAAUUCUUCAGAAUGUGGCCAAGCAACAAGGAGUCUCCAACAUGCGCAAACUGGGCCACUUGAACAAUUUUAUAAAGCUCCUCUGCAGUGCAGGCCACUCUGAGGAGAAGCUUGGUUUUACACAUGAAGAGAUCAUCAUUUGUCUCCGUUUAGCGUUGUUAAAUGAGGCCAAGGAGGUGCGGGCUGCAGGCCUUAGGUCUCUGCGCUACCUGAUCAGAGACAGCGUGAUUCUCCAGAAGGUUCUCCGGCUCCAGGUGGAUUACCUAAUAGCCAGGUGCAUUGACAUCCAGCAGAGCAACGAGGUGGAGAGAACACAGGCUCUGAGGCUCGUGCGAAAGAUGAUCACCGUCAAUGCACUGCUCUUCCCCUCGUCCGUCACCAACUCUCUCAUCGCCGUGGGCAACGACGGGCUCCAGGAGCGAGACCGCAUGGUGCGCGCCUGCAUCGCCAUCAUCUGCGAGCUCGCUCUGAAGAACCCGGUGGCGGUGGCCCAGAGAGGAGGUCUCAGCACCAUACUGAAGAACGUCAUGGACUGUCAGCUGAGCCGCAUCAACGAGGCCCUCGUCACCACCAUCCUGCAUCUACUCAACCACCCACACACGCGCCAGUAUGUGCGCUCGGAUGUGGAGCUCGAGCAAAUCCUGGCCCCUUACACUGACUUCCACUAUAGACACAAUGCAGACACUGAAGAGGGGCAGCUCAAGGAAGACAGAGAGGCUCGAUUCCUGGCCAGUAAGAUGUCCAUAGUAGCUUCCUUUCGCUCGUGGUCAGGCAUCAUAAACCUGUGCAAGACAGGCAACUCUGGAAUCCAGUCUCUUAUUGGCCUGCUCUGUAUACCAAAUAUGGAAGUAAGGAAAGGCUUGUUGGAGGUGAUGUAUGAUAUCUUUCGGCUCCCCAUGCCAGUGGUGACAGAGGACUUCAUCGAAGCGCUUAUUAGCGUGGACCCAAGUCGGUUCCAAGACAGUUGGAGGUUAUCAGACGGCUUUGUGGCUUCCGAAGCUAAAGUUAUCCUUCCACAUCGAGCUCGGUCCAGGCCUGACCUAAUGGAUAACUACUUGGCUUUAGUCCUUUCUGCCUUCAUCAAGAGUGGCCUUCUUGAGGGUCUGGUGGAGGUGAUCACAAGCAGUGAGGACAACCUCUCUGUGCCAGCCACCAUUCUCCUGGGAGAACUGCUUCACAUGGCCAACACCAUCCUCCCCCAGUCCCACAGCCACCACCUGCAUUGUCUGCCCACACUAAUCAACAAGGCCGCCUCAUUCGACAUCCCCCAGGAGAAGAGACUGAGGGCGAGUGCAGCAGUUAACUUCCUGAAGCGCUUCCACGAGAAGAAGAAAAGGGGACCCAAACCCAACAGCCUGUACCUGGACCACAUCAUCCGUAAAUCAAAGGCUUCACACUACUGUAAAGACCAGCACUUUAGACCACAGAGAGACAUCUUUGUCAUUAAGGACUCUGAGGAUGCUCUCAUGAUGAACCUGAGGGACAGUCACAUCCUGAACCACAAAGAGAACCUGGACUGGAACUGGGUUCUCAUUGCAACUAUACUAGAGUGGCCGAAUGUUAACCUGCGAAGCAAUAAAGAUGAACAAAUGCACAAGUUUGUGCGCAGGCUGCUCUUCUUCUAUAAGCCCAGCAGUAAGUUGUAUGCUAGCUUGGAUCUGGAUCACAGCAAGGCCAGGCAGCUCACUGUGGUGGGAUGCCAGUUCAUCGAGUUCCUCCUGGAGUCUGAGGAGGAAGGGCAGGCGUACCUGGAGGACCUGGUGAAGGACAUCGUCCAGUGGCUCUCCUCUUCCUCCGGGCUCAAGCCCGACCGCACUCUCCAGAGCAAAGGGCUGCUCACCGCCCUCAGCCAGCACUACUUCCUGUUCGUGGGGACCCUGUCCUCACACCCUCACGGCGUCAAAAUGCUGGAGAAGUGCAGUGUCUUCCAGUGCCUGUUGAACAUAUGUACUUUGAAGAAUCAGGACCAGCUGCUGAAGCUCACGGUGUCCACACUAGACUACAGCCGCGAUGGACUGUCCAGGGUCAUCCUGUCCAAGAUCCUUACGGCUGCCGCUGAUAACUGCAGGCUGUAUGCCACCAAACACCUGCGGGUGCUGCUGCGCGCCAAUGUGGAGUUCUUCAGUAACUGGGGCAUGGAGCUCCUGGUCACCCAGCUCCAUGACCGCAACAAGACCAUCUCCAUGGAGGCUCUGGACAUACUGGACGAGGCCUGUGAGGACAAGGCCAACCUCCAUGCCCUGAUCCAGAUGAAGCCAGCCCUCACACACCUGGGGGACAAGGGCGUCCUAUUGCUGCUACGGUUUUUGUCCAUUCCAAAGGGCUUCUCCUACCUCAAUGAGAGGGGCUACGUCACCAAACAGCUCGAGAAAUGGCAGAAGGAGUACAACCUGAAGUAUGUGGACAUGAUUGAGGAACAACUGAAUGAAGCUCUCACCACGUACCGUAAACCCGUCGACGGAGACAACUACGUACGCCGGAGCAACCAAAGGCUGCAGAGGCCGAACGUUUAUCUCCCUGUGCACCUCUAUGGGCAGCUGGUCCACGACAAGACGGGCUGCCACCUGCUGGAGGUCCAGAACGUGGUUCCUGAGCUCAGCUACACCGUUCGCUCCCCGAUGCUUGACAAGUGGGAAGGCAUCAAACAGCUUAAAGCCGCACUUUGGGCCUUGGUCUGUAGAGGAGGACGGUCGUCAUUUACUCCAUGUGCCAAACUUUGGCCUGAUUUGCAUGAUCCUUCCCCCUUAUUACAUGCUAACGUUCUCAAACGCUCCCAUUCCCAGGGUAACAUAGGGUCGUCAAAUUGGGGCUUGAAUCUCCUGCAGGAGGAGGGGGUGAUCCCAGACAUAGUGCUUCUGGCCCAGAACUGCGAGGUUCUCUCCAUCAGGGGGACUUGCCUGUACGUGUUGGGGCUGAUCUCCAAGACGCGCCAGGGCUGCGACUCACUGAAGCAGCACGGCUGGGACUCGGUGAGACACAGCCGGCGGACGCUGUGGCCCGUCGUCCCGGAUGACGUGGAGCCGCAGCCCAACCCCCCCAGCCUGCUGUCGUCCGUCCCGUCCACCCUCAGCCUGGCCUCCGACUCCACCGGCUCCAGACACAACAGCGAGAGUGAAUCCACCCAGCCCAGUAUGUACAUCAUGGAUAACGAGAGGCUGGAGAACUGUGACCUGUCGGACGACCCUCCAAUGUACAUGAGGCCAAAGUACAAGGACCGGAGUCCCUUCACCCUGCUGGCCUCCAGCCGCUUCCGCACGCGCCUCCUCCACUCGCUGUCGCUGUCCGGGAAGAAGCUCCGCAGCACCAGCGACCUGAAGGGAAACGUCAGGGGCCAUGGUGGGGAGGCGGACACCAAGCGGGGCCGCAAACGCACCGUCACCGAACCCAGCUACACCUUCGGGUCAUCGGACGUCUUCCCGAUCUACAACGACUGCAGCCUUUCCAAAAGCCCCUCUGUAAACCUGGAAACGUCCUUCGCGUGCGUCAAGGCCUCCGGGAACCGGGGCAGCGCCCCCAGCAUCGGGGAGGGGAGAGGGCCCGGCCGGUCGGUGGGGGUUGGGUGGUCUGGGGUGGGGGAGAGCCAGAGGGAGCGCCUGGCCGGGGACGGGCCGUCCGGGGUCGGUGGCGGGGCUCCGUUUAAAUCACGCAGCCAGAGUUUCAACACGGACACGACCACCAGCGGCAUCAGCUCCAUGAGCUCCAGCCCCUCCCGCGAGACCCUGCCGCCCACCACCGACACGGAGCGCCUCAGCCUCACCAGCGCGGUCAGCGCCCAGACCGUCCAGAUGCUGACCUCUGUCACCCCGCAGCCCCACACCACCCAGCCACCCCCCUCCAAGUCUGGCUCAUCCUUCCUGGUUCCCCCCGGCUCCUCCCACACACUCCCGCGCCGCGCCCAGUCCCUCAAGUUGCCCUCGCUGACCGCCCUGAGCGGCCUGACGGACUGCGGCCUCAUGUACUCCAACUCCCGCGACGCCCUGGGGUACGCCACGCUGAAGUAUACAGGUUCCCGGGAGUCGUACGCCAGCCAGCGCGAUGCCCUGGGGUACGCCACGCUGAAGAGGCUUCAGCAGCAGAGGAUCCACUCGUCCAUGUCCCACAGCGAGGCCCUGGCCUCACCAGCCAAAGACGUGCUCUUUGCAGACACCAUCACCAUGAAGACGGGGAGCCUGGACUCCAGACUAACCCCACGAAGGUUCCUGAAGGCUCUGAGUUUUGCCUCACUGGAUAAGGAGGAUCUGUUGAGCCCCAUCAGUCAGAGCACCCUGCAGCGCUCCUCUUCAGUGAGGUCCAUGGUGUCCAGUGCCACAUACGGCAGCUCUGAUGACUUCAUCGGGCUGGCAUUGCCUGUGGAUAUCAACAACAUGUUCCAGCUAAAAGAAACACCCUAUUUCCAGAAGAGGACCAGCCCACCCUCUGAAGACAAGUCUGAGAAAUUUUUUUCUGGAGACUCAGACGGCCCAAGCCCUCACUCCCGGCAUGCAGUGCUUCGCUCCCAGCUAAGUAUCACUGAGCUGAUGGGGGUGGGCCGGACGGAGCAGCAGCAGCUGCUGGGUUCAGAAGAGACAGGUCUCCAGGAACACAAUGAUGGUAACUGCCUCUACUGCACUGGGCUCUCUGUACUCGGCUUCACAGCGUCCACUAGCAACCCAGACUUGACAGAGGACCCCCCUUUCUCACAGUGGUGCAGUCCGCCUGUGCCAAACCACCUGGAUGUCAUGGGCCAAACCAAACUUUCAGGAGUUUCCGGUUGCAGUGACGCCGUGUCCCAGGGCUCGACAGGAAGCACCCGCAGCACUGAACUGGUUUUGGGAGUGAAGUCCAUCCCAGAGGAUGCUCCCACUGGCAGGAUUAUCCUCAGGAAGGAGGUCCUGCGUCUGGUGGUAAACCUCAGCUCUUCUGUGGGGGCCAAAGGACAUGAGACAAAUCUGCUAACGAUCAAGGAGAAGUUCCCCUAUGCCUUUGAUGAUAUCUGUCUGUACUCUGAGGUGUCCUACCUGCUGGCCAACUGCAAGUUCCGUUUGUCUGCCCGCCGCUUCAUCCAGGAGCUCUUCCAGGAUGUGCCAUUCAUUCCGAUGUAUGGAGAGGCUGAGGGCAUCCUGUCCAUGCCUCUGAAGAAUGGACCAGCCAGCCAUCCCACUGAAACCUGAGUACCCCCUACUGAUUUCCUUAUUGGGAAAUUCCUCACCACCUGAACUUUAACCCCAAUCAACAACUUACUGGUCCUUAACUUGGGACGGAUUUCUCUGUAGUUUUUAUGAUUCACUGCAAUCAUUCCCAACCACUGCUAUGAGAGUGCACAGCAUGCUGUUUGUAACUCAGCUUUUCCCAAAGUGCAUACAUUUCUUUUGACUGAACCACUAAAUGAAGGUUUCCUCUGCAUAACUGACAUAAAACCCCUGCACCUGGAGGGAGGAAUAUGGCAUUGUGAAUAUCCAGAUGCCUGAACACAGAAGAAUAGGCUUUUUGGUAUUGCUCUGUUUAAUGAAGACAAAAAGCCUGACAAGCAUCAAUCACUGACACAGUUAGGUUUUUGUGUUAGUGUUUUGUUGGCAUGUGUUAAUGUGGAAACAUUCCUCCUACCUCCUGCUUGGUGGUGUUGUAUUUAAGUUUUUUGUUUGGCUGUUGUUUUUGCAUUUUUAAGCAUUUCUGUCAAGAGAGGAAGAAUACAUUGUACACAUAAAAUGUACCAAAUGAUUACUAUUGAGCAUCUGCCUUUGUUUCAGCACCUAGGCGGUAUUAGCAGUCAGUCAUGAAACUGCGUCUAUAAUUGUAGUUCUUGUUUUUGGUUAUAACGUGGUAAUGUGACCCUGAAUUAAAGCACAGGGUUUGAACAAGAUAUUGGUACUCGUUAGGUGGAAGAAGGACACAUGUAUGUGAGUUUACGGUACGAUUGUAUGUACUUAUAUCUAAACACACAUGGAUCAUGAAAACAGUGGCUAUUUGAUGGCCAAGGAGAGUUGCCUUUUUAGUAAAGGCCAGACGUCAGUUCACAUUCUGCUGUCAGGGUGCCAAUUUUUUGGAUUUCCAUUGUCAGUUUUAAAUUUUGUCAGUGCCAUUAAUCUGUCUGUUUUUGUUUUUUGUCAGUGCCAUACUCAGAUGUUUUUAUUCUUGUUCGUUGACUUUCCUAACGCUGUCUGGUUGCCUCAUGCCUACAUUCCACUAUAACUGAGUAAUAUUUAAACUGGAGUAAGCAUCUGUAGAGAUCAAGUUGGGUCCUGUCUGCUUAAACAUGUCCAGUGUGAAUAAUAAUUUCCUUUGAAAACAGUUUCAACUACAGCCCCUUCUAAACCAGACAUUUACCUACAUGUUUUUAAAAUGUUACCAACUGUCUUGAAACAUUUCAAUAUUUUGUGGUAAUAGUCAUUUUUGCUAUGAAGGAUGCCUGACAAUUGUGAGCCCACAUUUACAUUGGGGUUGUGCUACAAUCAUGUGAAAAAAUAUGUACACCCCCCUUUUUUGGACACAUUGAUAUUUGAGCUAAAUUCAUUGAGGUAAUCAAAUUUAACAAAUCACACAAAAAUCAACUUCGAAACCAUUUAUGGAAAAAAAUAAAAAUAAAUGCUAUUAACCUAUCUGGAACAAGUUAGUACAUCCCUACUUUUACCAUCACAUAAAAUCACAAAAAUUAGAAUAAUGUGCACCAAAACAGGUGUAAAUGAUUUAAAGAAUCAUAAGAGAGUAAUUUGGGAAGUAUCAAUCUUCCAUGAUGUUGUCUGGUUUAGUCUUUACCAGUGUGUCUGGUAACACAUUCAUGCCAAGAUUUAAAAAAGAAAUCCAAGGUCCUCAGAAGAACAUUAUUGAUGCCUUUAAGUCUGGGAUGGGUUACAAAGCCAUUUACAAGCAAUUCGAAGUACAUUAUUACACUGUCAGAUGGAUAACCUACAAAUUGCGAAAAUGCCAUACCACAGGGAAUCUAGGAUGCCCAAAACCAGACCAAAAGAUGCUAAUAGAAAUCUCUAAACAGAUCUGGAAGGAAGAAGCCUCCAAGCUCAAAAAAUUAUUUUAAUUAAUAACUGACUUGCCAGACAACAAAAACCAAAACAUGGAUCUUGAAACAGGUCAAUGCCCCCUAACUCACAAGCUAAGCUGCAACAGAAGGGCUAGAAAAUAAGAAAUUAAGGGUUAUGGAAUGACUGAGUGAAAGCCCAGAUCUCAAUCCUAUCGAAUGCUAUGGGGAGCUUGAUUUGGACCAUGCAUGCAAAAAUCCAUUGAACAUGACACAAGCAGGACUGCAAUCAAUACUGGGGGAAAAUUCCUCUUAGUCAACUGUAAGAGACCUGAUGGACAGUUACAAGAAACGGCUACAUGCAGUUUAUUUGUCAGUAGCUGUAUAAGAUUCCCAUGUCCAAAUAUGGGGGGGAAAUUAUUGGGGCAGUGAACUUUUUCACAUGACUGUAUUUCAGCUAUUUUUUUUUUUGUGUAGGCAGCUGAAAUUACAUUCUUAUAUUUGUUGUCAGUUCUGAUAAGAACCAUUUAGUUAUUUCUCAUUUUAUAUUGUUAUUUUAGAUGGACUAAUGGAGCAAAAAGAUUGUAAAAUAAUAAGCAACCACUGUCAAGGCCAUCUGUCUUCGCAAUCUGUUUUAGACAAGAGACUUCUAGAAGAAGCUGCUUGAUUUUAGAAUGCAGUGGUGGAGCUUGGCUGAUUUGGGGAAUGAGCUGUAAAUGUAUUGUUCAAUUACUAAGUGGUGAUUACUGUUAGGUAAUUUCUAAUCUACCACGAGAAGUGACAAUGGUACUUGCUACACCGCUGUGCCAAAUCAUUUAACAACAUACACUUAAGAUUAGUAUGAAAAUGUUUAGGUGUACCAUUUAAAAUGGCCUGAAAUUAGUGAUUAGAACAAUGGCCUGAAAUGAGUGGUUAGAACAAUGGCCUGAAAUGAGUGGUUAGAACAAUGGGCUGGUGAAGAGAGAAUUGAAUAAAGUGCACUGCAAUUGCACUGAGUAAUUAAUGUUACUUAAGUUACUGAGGAAAAUAUUCCACUGUAUAAAUGCAAAUUGUUCAAAAGACCUCUGCAAGUGGAGAAAUCUUUAGUUUCAGCAAACAAUGUUCAUUUUGGAUUAUUACUAUAAGUGAAAAAGAUAUGGCAAUAUUUAAGAAAUGGCAAUAUUUGUCUUUCAACUAUUCCUUUAUAAAAUGUUAUUUAGCACUUUUGCAUAUAAAUAGGCCUUGGUUCAGCUUUUCAACUAACUGCAAAUUUCAAAAUAGUGGUCAACUCUACAUUUCAUAGCAGGUUUUAACAUAAUACAUAUGUUUCCAAUAGAUAUUAAAUUCAGUAAAUGAUUUAGGAACAUAACUGUACAACUUUCUGUUGGGGACCAAAAAGCCAAACUGACAUUAAUGUUAAUUGUUCUCCAGCAGUUGGAAAACAGGAAGGUAUAACUGAAAUAUUGAACUUUUGUGUACAUUUUGACAUUUUGAGUGUAAAAAAUGAACACCAUAUUCUUAACCUGUAAGUGGACUUAUGCUGAGCUUAUCUCAAACACUGUAUGGGGUUGUAAAACAUAAAACUUUAUUAUGUACUUGGACCGUUCAGAAACAGACAGUCAAAGAUAAGUGUUAUUUAUUUUUUCCUUAAGAGAAAAUAUUUUCAAGAAGCUGUAUAUAAGUCUGUUUGUUUUGCCCAAUUUUUCCUUGUAUGGAGUCCUUUAUGUUUUUGGCAUUAUAUGGGUCGUUAAAAUAAAUCUUGUCAAAGGGAUGCAUUGAUAAUAAAAACAUAAAUCAA